GCGAGGCUGCGGGAGCGUCUCGCGGGGAAGAGAUUCACACGUGUCUUUGGUGGGUGGGUGGGGGGCUCUUCCCGUGGAAAGGGAGGCGCGGAGGAGGGUCCCAUGUUCCCCAGCCACCCGGGUCCCAUGUUCCCCAGCCACCUUCUCCAUGCAGUGGGGAAGCGGAGCUCUAGAGCAGCAGCAGCAGCAGAAGAAGAAGAACCGGGGAUUCCAGGAAGGGGGCGGGGAUCUGGGGAAUUCCUUUCCGGCCCUACUCGGGGUGUGGGGGGGAAACCUCCGCUCUGCGCUUGGCUGACCCGGUUGGGCUGCUGACAGGUUGUGUGAACCUGCCUGCGUGUCAAGAAAGCGACACGGAUCUCCAAAGGUCACCCAGAAGAAGGAAAAGGAGGCAUCUCCAGCCAGGGUCGUUUCCUGCUUUUCCUUGGAUGGGAACUGAGCUUUCAUGAUAUACAAACUGGAAGCCAUUUGGUAACGUCUUCCCAUAGAGACGAAAAUCAUCUCCUGGGUUAAGGAGGCUUGCCAAGGCCGGUCCUGGGACAUUAGAAACGAUCCUAUGAAUGAAUGAAAAGGCUUUUGGAGAUCCACACGAUUGCUUGGACCCAAUUGGAGUUGCCUUACAGGGUCAGAGACAGAAUGGAGACGCAACUUUUAGCGAGUGAAGCAACUGGCAAAGGCGACGGGGAGACCCGGACAGGAGCUGGGCAGAAGAUCCUGGAAGAGGAAUCCAUCAUCUCUUCAGAAGUUCAGUCCCGCAACUUCAGGAGCCUCCAAUACCAGGCGGCGGAGGGUCCCCGAGGACUUUGUGGCCGACUCCAUGACUUUUGUAGGCGAUGGCUGAGACCCGAAAAGCACACCAAAGCCCAGAUGCUGGACCUGGUUGUUCUGGAGCAGCUCCUGGCCCUUCUGCCCCCAGAGAUGGAGAGCUGGGUGCGGGAGUGUGGAGCAGACACCAGCUCCCAGGCGGUGGCCCUGGUGGAAGGCCUUCUCCUGAGCCAGGCAGACGAGCAGAAGGAGCAAACUGAGUUGCAGUCCUUUCCUGUGGAGGAGAUUAGCGAUCUUGAGGGAAGGAUGAGUCUACCAGAUCCCUCUCAGGAGCUGUUUUUCGGGAGGAUCUCUCCGGAAGAUCCAAGUCAGGAUGCCUCAGAAGAGAAACAUAGAAUGAAGUUUUCUGGUCUUUCUGGUAGAGCUGAAAUGCUGAUUGAAUCUCCAAAUCAAGUAAGAGGAGCAAAUUCAUUUAUUAAUUUGUAUUCUCCUUUCAAACUGGAACACGUAGCUCUCUUCCUGUCCAUUUUUCUCCCGUUUUCCUUUGGAUAUGUGACUGAGCAACAUAGAACGGCCAAUAGAAGAUUCAAACUUCUCUCAGUUAUCUUAGCUUCUCUAACGUACAUUGUUGGGGCAAAAUUGUUUGCAAUAUUACCUUGAGAUUCUUAAUGGAUGUUUUUAAGAUCAGGACUUAACUCCAUUUGCUUGUUAUUCUUCCUACUAUUAAUAGACAAUUACUAUUUUUUAAAAAAACUCAUUCAAGAGUUAGGAAUAACAUUGUUACUCGUUGCAAUCCCAAAGAUGCUUGUUCUUCAUUUCAAGAAGUUCUUGGAUAGUUACUUUGUAACGGAAGAAGAAUAGAGAAAAAUAAGAAAUGAUAUUAAUAAAUGUUUAUUGAAUAUGUUAAGGAAAAAGGUAAUGGGGAGACUCCCGAAGUGUUAACUAUGUACUCAGAUUAGAAAUAUGGAAUAUAGUAAUUGA
Molecule: messenger RNA, 1743 nt
Organism: Crotalus tigris (Tiger rattlesnake)
Lineage: Eukaryota; Metazoa; Chordata; Lepidosauria; Squamata; Viperidae
Product: zinc finger protein 197-like
Exons: 4
Coding region: 562-1422 (286 amino acids)
Biological process (GO): regulation of DNA-templated transcription
Source: RefSeq, a predicted model, not a curated record